UCUCAAUAUUCCAUACAUAAAUAGCUCGAUAAUACGCAAUGUUUACAGUUGAAAAAAGAACUGGACGUAAAUAAGAUAACCUGAAUAUUAGGUUAACAUUCAGCUUUAUUCGCACAAAAAAUUCCUGAAACAAUGUCAGACACCAAGUUCGAAAUAAAGUCUGAAUACACGUUCCGCUGGCCACGGAAGGAAAACACCGCUUUGGAAUACAUUCUACGACGAUUAUCAGAGCACGUAGCAAAUGGGAGGGAAAAAUGCAUCACAAAUCCAGACACCGACGAGUCUCUGACUUUCAAAGAGCUACAAACCAACUCAAAACAAAUUGCGGGUGGACUGUAUAAUUUAGGCUUCCGAACAGACGAUACUUUGAUCUACUUGACAAAUAAUGUGCUCGUGAUUCAUUCCCUAAUUCUUGGCGUGUGGAGGGCAAACGGGACGGCGAGAGCGUCAUAUUGCGAAGAAAUUCAAGAUGCAUUACUGGAUCGCGUAAUUGAAUCUAAAUCUAAAUGGAUCGCGUGCGACGAGUCAAUUCUGGCUGAAGUUUUGCACGCAAUUUCUAAAGCUCCAUGGUCCAAUGAAAUAAAAGUGAUUGUUCUUGGGGAUCAUGAUAACAAACGAGAACGGGAAGGAUGCUAUUCACUCUCCUCUUUCCUCCAAGAAAGUGUUGGGCAAGAUUGUCCCCCCUUGGAAAUUGGACCAGACUCGGCAGCACUUAUCGUUCCCACGAGCGGUACUACUGGUCUCAGCAAGGGCGCCGUUUACAGUCAAUCGUCCCUCCUUCAGAACAUCCUUGCCUUUGAAUACACCUCUUUUACCGAUGAUCCAAAAACGGCGAGCAUCUUGGGAUCUAAACCCACCCACUUUAUCGGCUCUGCCGUCGCAUUCUCGUACAUUUGUGGGGGUCGAUAUCUUCUACAAAUGGCGUCUGUAACGGUGCCCAGGCUUUUCUCAGCGAUCCAAAAAUAUCAGGCACGAUCCUUGUUUCUCUUUCCCAAAUUCAUACUGGAACUUGUCGCCGAGGCGGAAGAGACGGGCUUUAGUCAUGUUUCCAAAGAUUUGCGUAGUGUCGCCUACUUGGCGACGGGGGGACAUAUCAUUACACCCGAAGCGAUGACGAUUAUGAAAAAGUUUCCGAAUUUGAAACAUUUUGUCGACAUUUAUGGCAUGACGGAAUGUGGGCUCAUUACGUCGAGUUCUGAUUGGGAUGCUUUACUUGAUGGCAAAUUUGAAGCGUUAAAAGACCUUCCUCCAUACAGCGUAGGCAAACUAAUCCCCGGUGUCCAAUUGAAAGUCGUACAUGUUGAGACCGGGGUAAAAUUGGGUCCUAUGGAGAAGGGAGAAUUGUGCAUCAAAACAGACCUUAUUUGCAACGGAUACAUACACAGACCCGAGGAUAACGCCAUCACUUUUCAAGAUGGGUGGCUAUUCACGGGAGACGUGGGAUACUAUGACGAGAAAGGAUUUAUUUACAUUGUGGAUAGAAAUAAAGAUAUUUUUCGGUAUUUUGGGGACCACAUUUCACCAACCGAGUUGGAGGAUAUCUUGAUGCGACAUCAGGCAGUGGCGCAAGCCGUAGUUUGUGGGGUGCCAGAUCCUCACGGGGGCGAAUUUAUUCCGAGAGCAUUCGUUGUUCUGAAUAAAACUUGUUCGAAAAAUGUGUCAAAUUGGGAUAUUUCUUCGUGGUUUAAUGAAAAAGUCGCUAAUUACAAACAACUUAGAGGAGGUUUGUUCAUCCUGGAACAAAUUCCUGUUGGAAAAACUGGGAAAAUUGUGCGGAAAUUGUUGGCAGAAAUGCCGGUUGUGGAUUCAUUUCCGAAAUAUGCUUAAAUAUUUUUACAAGUUACAAGUUACUUAACUUAAUUUUAAUUUUUGAAGCAAUUAAAUUAAAUUAAUGCAAGUUAAUGAAAUCUGGUGAACUUACUGUAA
Folsomia candida is the source of this 1926-nucleotide messenger RNA. RefSeq names its product 4-coumarate--CoA ligase 1. Lineage: Eukaryota; Metazoa; Arthropoda; Collembola; Entomobryomorpha; Isotomidae. Bases 133 to 1827 code for a protein of 564 amino acids. The record is from RefSeq and is a predicted model, not a curated record. Gene Ontology annotation, molecular function: CoA-ligase activity. The transcript is spliced from 9 exons.